Molecule: messenger RNA, 350 nt
Organism: Coregonus sp. 'balchen'
Lineage: Eukaryota; Metazoa; Chordata; Actinopteri; Salmoniformes; Salmonidae
Source: the annotation of a GenBank genome assembly
AUGCUGGUCACCAUUCUUGGGAAUGGUGUGGUUAUUAUCUCCAUUGCUCAGCUACACAGGCCAACUAACAUGCUUAUGUCUCUGGCACUUGUAGACCUAAUGCUUUGAGUGACUGUGAUGCCUUUUAGUACAAUAAGAGCUGUCAAGGGCUGCUGGUACUUUGGAGAUGCUUUUCGUUUGCUGCAUUCUAGUUUUGAUAUGUAUCUCACUUCUGUUUAAAAUUUUUCACAUGGUGUUCAUUGCCAUAGAUCGAUAUCGAUAUGAUAUUGUGCAAUCCACUUCGCUAUUCCACCAAGAUUACUAUACCAAUUGCAUGGCUCAUGGUUUUUGCCAGUUGGGCCGUUGCUGCA